AUGGAAAGAUUCUACUACGUCGCCGUGGUCACCUCCGUGCUCCUCGUCUUGCUCCACCACCUCUUGAUGAGGCGCAAGAAGCAGCAACGGCUGCCACCUGGCCCGCGGUUCGCGUUCCCCAUCCUCGGCCACCUACCCUUGCUCAAGAAGCCGCUCCAUACCUCGCUCGCCGGCCUCGUGUCGCGCCACGGCCCGGUUGCCCACCUGCUCCUCGGCCGCCGCCACGCCGUCGUCAUCGGCUCGGCGGCGCUGGCGAAGGAGUGCUUCUCCGGAGAGGUCGACGUCGAGAUCGCCAACCGCCCGCACUUCCCAUCCGCGCGUGAGGUCACCUUCGACUACUCGGUGCUCACCGUCGCCAACUACGGCGCGCUCUGGCGCACCAUGCGCCGCGUCUCCACCGUGCACCUCCUCUCGGCGCACCGCGUCAACAUCAUGUCCGACACCAUAAUCGCCGGCGAGCUCCGCGCCAUGGUGCGCCGCCUUGCCAGCGCCUCCGCCUCCGCCUCCGCUCCGGGCGCCGCCGCCAGGGUCGUGCUGAAGCGGAGGCUGUUUGACCUCUCCCACAGCAUCCUCAUGGAGAUCAUGGCGCAGACCAGGAACACCUACUCCGACGAUGCGGACGAGGACAUGUCCAAGGAGGCGCGGGAGAUGAAGGAGAUCAUCGAGGAGAUCAUCCCGCUUGUUGGUGUGGCCAACCUGUGGGACUACAUGCCCCUGCUGCGGUGGCUCGAUGUGUACGGCGCCAAGAGGAAGCUCGCGGACGUGGUUAAGCGAAGGAACCUGUUCUUCGACAAGAUGAUCGAUGCAGAGAGGCAGAAGCUGAAGCAGCUGGAACGCAAGAAAGGCGAGGCCGAUGCCAACGACUCGGCGGACGAGAAGAUGGGCAUGAUCGGUGUCAUGCUAUCACUGCAGAAAACAGAGCCUGAUGUCUACACGGACACCUUUAUCAACGCUCUCGUGCCAAAUCUGCUCGGCGCCGGCACGGAGACGACCUCAACGACCAUGGAAUGGGCAAUGUCGCUCCUGCUUAACCACUCAGAUGUGCUGAAAAAGGCGCAGGAAGAAAUCGACUCCAACGUCGGAGGGGGUCGUCUUGUCGACAAGAACGACCUUCCCCGUCUGCCGUACCUCCAUUGCAUCAUCAGCGAGACGCUUCGCCUCUACCCGGCCGUGCCGAUGCUACUGCCGCACGAGGCGUCCAGCGACUGCAAGAUCCACGGGUACGACGUCCCGGCAGGGUCGAUGAUCCUCGUCAAUGCGUACGCCAUCCACAGGGAUCCGGCGACAUGGAAGGACCCGGAGGAGUUCAGGCCGGAGAGGUUCGAGCACGGCAGAGCAGAGGGGAAGUUUAUGAUGCCAUUUGGGAUGGGGAGGCGCAGGUGCCCCGGUGAGAAUCUCGCAAUGCGAUCCAUGGGGCUCGUCCUGGGGGCGCUGCUCCAAUGCUUCGAUUGGGCCAGGAUUGGGGAUGCAGAAGUUGACAUGGCAACAGCCACUGGCACCAUCAUGUCUAAGGCUGUCCCACUGGAAGCUCUGUGCAAGCCACGAGCGAACAUACCCCUUUUCGCUUGGUCUGGCUUAUCAGUUUCUCUCACGACACAUCAACAAAUUUCAGUCUGGCUUUUCGGUGUUCUUCAGAAAAUCUAG
This is a messenger RNA of Miscanthus lutarioriparius, 1644 nucleotides long. The record is from the annotation of a GenBank genome assembly. NCBI's taxonomy places the organism in Eukaryota, Viridiplantae, Streptophyta, Magnoliopsida, Poales, Poaceae.